Messenger RNA from Microthlaspi erraticum, 1707 nucleotides. The record is from the annotation of a GenBank genome assembly. NCBI's taxonomy places the organism in Eukaryota, Viridiplantae, Streptophyta, Magnoliopsida, Brassicales, Brassicaceae.
AUGAAAGGUGUUAGGGUUUCUCUCGCUUGCGCUCUAAUUCUUUUUGCAGUGUCUUCAAUAGCUUCUGCUGCAGUUGUUGAACACACCUUCAAUGUACAAAACUUAACCGUGUCUCGGCUGUGCAACCGGCAAGUGAUAACGGUGGUUAACGGAAGCUUGCCUGGACCAACAGUACGCGUCAAGGAGGGUGACUCGCUUGUUAUUCACGUCCUCAACAAUUCCCCUCACAACAUCACAAUUCAUUGGCACGGAAUAUUUCAUAGACUAACAGUUUGGGCGGAUGGACCGAGUAUGAUCACACAGUGCCCAAUCCAGCCUGGCCAUAGCUACGCUUACAGGUUCAACAUCACUGGCCAAGAAGGUACUUUGUGGUGGCACGCACACGCGUCCUUCCUGCGCGCCACCGUAUACGGUGCUCUCGUCAUCCGCCCUAAAUCCGGUCACUCUUACCCGUUUCCCAAACCCCACAAAGAAGUUCCCAUCUUAUUCGGUGAAUGGUGGAACACUGACGUGGUGGCGUUAGAGGAGGCCGCAAUUGCUACCGGAGUUCCUCCAAACAAUUCCGACGCUUUUACGAUCAAUGGCCUACCCGGAAACCUAUAUCCCUGCUCCAAAGACAGGAUGUUUAGCUUAGACGUGGUGAAAGGAAAAAUAUACUUACUCCGUAUCAUAAACGCGGCAAUGAACAUACAAAUGUUUUUCAAGAUAGCCAAUCACAGGCUGACAGUUGUCGCCGCUGACGCAGUCUACAUCAACCCUUACGUCACCGACGUGAUCGUCAUCGCACCUGGCCAAACCGUCGACGCCCUACUCUACGCAGAUCAGUCAAUCGGCUCCUCGUACUACAUGGCGGCUCAUCCUUACGCCAGCGCACCCGCCGUGCCUUUCCCCAACACCACCACCCGAGGCGUCAUCCACUACGGCGGCGCGUCGGAAACAAAGAUGUCGAAGCGCGUGCUGAUGCCUAAGCUGCCUUCCUUCUUCGACACGCCAACGGCGCACAGAUUCUACUCCAACCUCACUAGCCUAGUCGGUGGACCCCACCACGUCCCGGUGCCUCUCCACGUGGACGAAGAGAUGCUCAUCACCAUCGGGCUCGCGCUAGAGGCCUGCUCGGAUAACACCACGUGUCCCAAAUUCUCUGCUUCGAUGAGCAAUCACUCCUUUGUCUUGCCCAAAACCAUGUCCAUUUUGGAAGCGGUUUACAACGGCGUCGACGGGAUCUUCACGAGGGAUUUUCCGGACCAGCCUCCGGUUAAGUUCGAUUACACGAACCCGAACAUAACCCAAACAAACCCGGAACUUCUCUUCGCUCAAAAAUCAACGAGCGCUAAGGUUUUGAAAUUCAAUUCGACGGUGGACGUGGUGCUGCAGAACCAUGCACUUAUGGCGGCGGAAAAUCAUCCCAUGCACCUUCAUGGAUUCAACUUCCACGUUUUGGCUCAAGGGUUCGGUAAUUAUGACCCGACCCGUGAUAAGAGCAAGUAUUACAAUCUCGUUAACCCGCAAUUCCGUAACACAUUGGCCGUGCCUGUUGGUGGAUGGGCCGUGAUCCGUUUCACAGCUAAUAACCCUGGUGCGUGGAUUAUGCAUUGUCAUAUCGAUGUUCACUUACCAUUCGGAUUAGGGAUGCUCUUUGUGGUUGAGAACGGACCGACGAAGUCGACCACCUUGCCACCACCACCACCGGAUCUUCCAAAAUGCUAA